AUGGUGGAAUCAAUCAACGAAUAUAUGAUUUCUCUUAAUCAAAGUUCUAAGAAAUCAUAUUUGAGUUCCGAUACAAUCUACAACUUUGACAAUACUUAUUUAGCACUGGAACAUGUACACACUCCUGAAUUCUUAAAUACAAUUAAAUGUUCUGGAGUUCCAAAUCAUGCUCUUACUCUAAAGGUUGGUAUUCCAGUAAUGUUAUUAAGAAAUAUUGAUCAGUCAGCAGGAUUAUAUCAUGGAACAAGGUUGAUCAUAACUAAACUUGGAAAUCAUGUCAUUGAAGCCAAGGUUUUAGCAGGACAGAUGGUUGGACAGAAAGUGUUUACUCCAAGUAUGACAUUGACUCCAUCUGAUGCUAGAAUUCCAUUUAAGUUCCAGCGAAGACAAUUUCCAAUUAUUGUUUCUUUUGCCAUGACAGUCAACAAAAGUCAAGGACUGUCAUUGUCUCACGUGGGAUUAUUUUUGAAGAAAUCAAUUUUUACACAUGGACAGCUAUAUGUUGCUCUUUCUCAGGUGACAAGCAGAAGGGGAUUAAAAAUUCUGGUUUAUGAUGACGAUGUGCAAAUAACUAUUGAAGCUACAAAUGUUGUAUUUAAAGAAAUUUUUCCAAGUAGGAAUCAUGGAGAUGGAAAACAGGUUGAUCUCAAAGAAUGUCCAAGAUCUAAGCUUCAGAAACAAUGUAUUAAGUAUCUUGGACCAGAAGAGAGAGAACAUUAUAAAUAUAUAGUGGCUAAAGGGAAAAUUGUGCCUAAACACACUGGUAAUCGUCUUGAUACAACCAAUGGGUUGCCAGAGGAAAAAUAG
Messenger RNA from Nicotiana attenuata, 807 nucleotides. RefSeq names its product ATP-dependent DNA helicase PIF1-like. Bases 1 to 807 code for a protein of 268 amino acids. Lineage: Eukaryota; Viridiplantae; Streptophyta; Magnoliopsida; Solanales; Solanaceae. The record is from RefSeq and is a predicted model, not a curated record. The transcript is spliced from 3 exons.